AUGCCUGUAACCGUUGCCCCUGUUCGUAUCAACAUGAAGAAAAAGAGGCUCAAGGAACAUGAGUUGCUGGAAUUGGCUCGCGUGCCCCGAGAGUCACAGAUACCCCAGAAAGGAAAAGCCCACCAUGGGUCUCAGAGAAAGGAGACCUGCGUGCACAGCUCCACUGCACAUGGUCCAAGCACCAAUGGCAGUCGCCACCAUGUAGGUGGCUCUCCCGAGAAGACCACAGAGAUAGCCCCUGCAGACCGCCGCUUCCGUGCCGAAGACGAAUACCCCACCCGCUUCACUUUGAAGGAAAUUGAAAUCGACAUUGGCUCGUGGAUGUGUCUUGCAUGUCCCACUUCGACCCGCAAAUGCCUGGACUGCAAACAAUACGAAGGCCACGAGGACUACCUGAUCAUCGCCAUCCACGGGGAAUGUCUUACCGAAAAGACUGGGAAACGUUCGGCAAUCGGAGUAUUCUACGGCCGCGGCAACGCUGGCAACAUCUCCUGGCCCAUUCCAGGUAAGGACGACCACAGCCACACGACCCAGAUCGCCGAGUUGACCGCCUGCCUGCGGGCAUUGCGCAAUGUAACCUCCAUCAUCGAAAAACGCCACAACAUGAUGCGCAACGGCAAGGUUCUCAUGCCGUUGAGUACCUUUGUUAUCAAAACAGACUCCGAGUACCUGGUCCGCAGCUUGACGGAGUGGCUGCCCAAGUGGAAGAAGAAUGGAUGGAAGACUUGCAAGGGAGCCCCGGUGGCCAAUGCUGAUAUGUUCAAGCUGGUAGAAGCUGGCCUCACCAUGGUAGAGAUGGUCGUUCGGGUUAAGUUCUGGCUUGUGCCCAAGGAGAACAACAUGGAGGCUACUUGCCUGGCCAAGAUGGCUUUCAUGGAGUAA
This is a messenger RNA of Penicillium verrucosum, 882 nucleotides long. RefSeq lists its product as uncharacterized. Lineage: Eukaryota; Fungi; Ascomycota; Eurotiomycetes; Eurotiales; Aspergillaceae. Gene Ontology annotation, molecular function: RNA-DNA hybrid ribonuclease activity; nucleic acid binding. The coding region runs from base 1 to 882 and encodes 293 amino acids. The transcript has 2 exons. Gene Ontology annotation, biological process: DNA replication, removal of RNA primer. The record is from RefSeq and is a predicted model, not a curated record.